AUGAAUAUGAAUAUAGAACCCAUCAAGACUCCAAAUCAAGAUGCACAAGGUCGAUCGUAUGACUUAUUGUCACCAACACAAGUACUGACUGGGCAACAACAACAACAACAACAACACCAAUCCGAACCAGAGCAACCACAGAUGGCUGACAAACAGAAACAUAAGAAAAAGUGCCGUGGUGAUCGUAAAGAACAACGUCGACGUCGACGACUACGUCGAAAAGGUUUAGAUCCAUAUACAAUAACAGAAUUAGAUUGUCGGAAACUCAAUUUUGAGCAACAAGAGGAACGAGAACAACAACAUCAUCAAGUAAUCGAACAAAAUAUAUCAGACAAAACACAAGUUUAUGUACCAUCUGAACAAAUGGCUCGUUCUACACCAAAUAACAUUGAUCACCAUGAUAAUAAAAUGAAAAAAUCAAUCAAACGCAAAAGACGGGAUACAUCAUCAAAACCAUCAUUGAAUACAAUUGAUAACACUUUAAGUCAAUUAUCUAUUUCUCAACCAUCACCCAAAAAACCAAAAAUAGUAACGAAUGAAAUUGAACAAGUCACUACUAAUGGAAGAUCAGAAACGCAACGUUCAAAAUCUAAAAAACAAAUUAAUCGUAAUAAUGAUGGUUCUUAUAUACCUGAUUAUUUAAAAGUAUCAAAUCGUAUAUUUAAAAAAAUGUUAAUUAAUUCAUUAGAAGGUGCUAAGAAAAUUGUUAAAAGAUUAAAUUCCAAAGAAAAAAUUAAUUAUAUUCGUCAAUAUGCUUAUUUAAUACAUCGUCUAUUCUAUGUACAAUUACAAGAAAGUCAAUGGAAAUAUUAUUAUGAUAUUGGUAUGGAAGAAAAUAUUUGGUAUGGACGUGUUUCAAAAAAAUGGGCUGCUAUGAAUAGUAUGAAUUAUACAUAUGGUCGAUCAAAAACAUUAAUUAUACAACGUUUAAAAACAAUUGCACGGCAAAUUCAACAAGCAUCACAAGCAUUACAAAACUUUGGUAAUCAACCAUUACCUCAAUGUAUAUCAGAAUUGAAUCCUCCAUUGGAUUUUACAAACCUGAACGCAAUUGUUACCGCUGUUGUACGUAAAGGUCAACAUAAAUUAAAACAACAAUUUGAACACAAUAAAAAAAUGUUAAUAUUAGACUCAACUGAUCAUCAUUUAGUACAACAAGUUUAUGAUUUAAAACCAAAUAAACAACAAAUUCGUUGUAUUCGUAAUAUAUGGCAAGCAAUUCAAAAUGAAAAACAAAUGGAAGAACAAAUUAAAAUAUUAAAACAUCGUAUCCAUUCAAAUUGUUUACCACCUGCAUUCAAUCUCCUCGAUUACUCUCUUGAUAAAAUUGAUAAAAUACUUAACCGAUCAAAACAAUCUUCGACUAAUGAUAAUGAUAACAAACAACAAACCAUAUUAAAUGCACGUCGUUUAAAAAAAAUUGGUCGAUUUAAAUAUGAUAUGCUUGAAUUAAGUAUAGCCGCCGGUAAUGACAAAGUGCGGCAUUGGAGUAAAAUUGCAAAAAAAGAAAAACAAAAAUUAAUAACUAUUACAGAUAAAUUAAAGAAAAAUAAUACAAAUUCUGAUAUGUUCAAACAAUUAAUGGAAACUAUUGAAGCACGUGAAAAACAUAUGAUUGAACGAGCUGAUUAUAUUACACAACAAAAAUUGAAGUCUUUUUUCGACGAAGCUCCGGCGUCACAAAACGAUACAAUGAACAUCGGCGGCGUCGGAGCCAAUCAAAAUUAA
Molecule: messenger RNA, 1728 nt
Organism: Rotaria sp. Silwood1
Lineage: Eukaryota; Metazoa; Rotifera; Eurotatoria; Philodinida; Philodinidae
Source: the annotation of a GenBank genome assembly